This is a messenger RNA of Syngnathoides biaculeatus (alligator pipefish), 6606 nucleotides long. RefSeq names its product GLI family zinc finger 2a (gene gli2a). Gene Ontology annotation, cellular component: nucleus. The transcript is spliced from 14 exons. Bases 1075 to 5586 code for a protein of 1503 amino acids. Gene Ontology annotation, biological process: regulation of transcription by RNA polymerase II; smoothened signaling pathway. The record is from RefSeq and is a predicted model, not a curated record. Gene Ontology annotation, molecular function: RNA polymerase II cis-regulatory region sequence-specific DNA binding; DNA-binding transcription factor activity, RNA polymerase II-specific. Lineage: Eukaryota; Metazoa; Chordata; Actinopteri; Syngnathiformes; Syngnathidae.
CGAUAUUCCAUUGUUUCCGUGAGUCGGCAUUUCACUUCGUCUUCGUUACGUCUUUCAUCGAUCCAACAUGUAUCAUGGGGAAGUGCAUUUUUCUAGAUGCUUGGGUUUAAAGUAAGGAGUUUGGAAGCUGGGUUCGUUGAGAUGCAAAAGAUCGGCACAUGAUUUACUGCCAUCUGUGCAAGCAGAGCUACUAGCUAGGAAAGAUGGGCGUCAAAGCGCUGGAGUCGCACCGGAAAAAAAGGAGACACGCUGAUUUGACGAAGACUCUCUCAUCUUCCGUUGGUAUGAAUCUGUUUCUAAAAUAUAAAGAUAGUGAAGCAUCAACUUCAGGCAGUGGUACUAGCAGUCCAUGCGCACCUACACUUGUCCAGCCAUCGACAUCAACCAGCCAGAAGUCAGGCUCUAUGAAUGUAGUUCAAUACACCAAGGCGGACUCGUUAAAGGCAGAGAUCGUGUGGACUUAAAAAGUGAUCUGCAGCCAUUACAGUUACAAAUCUUGUGAAAAUAAUUCGAAAGUGUUUGCAGUCAUGUUCCCAGACAGUGACAUUGCUAAAAACUACCACUGUGGGGAAAGGAAGACUUCGUACCUGGCUACAUUUGGCAUCGCUGCCCACUUUUCAUCUCUACUGCCUCAAAGCCAAAAAAGCCAGAAUAGAGACUGACAUAUCUACGCUUAUUGAGAAGGCUGAUAGGCUGUGUGAGCAGGCAGAAGAAAAGAGGAAGCUGAGGUUUAUCACCAAGGCCAAUCCACUCAGAGGCAGAGCAAAGGACAAGAGAGCCUCUUUGGCACCUCUGCAGCAGCAACUAGAGGAGGCACUGGGUAGGCUCAAGGAGCUAGAGUAGGGGUGCUGAGACAGACAUCAGUAGAAGACAUUUGUGUAUAUAUUUGCAAUUGUAGUUAGAAUCAGUUUUUCUGUAUACUGUUAUAUGAAGAUGUUGACAAUGGUCAUAUCAAUGAGAACUACCACAAGGGGCGACAGAUGAUCACUAUCACAGGUACUGAGGUACUGGAACCUUUGAUGAACCAAGAACAGCCGAUAGCACCAUUGGGUCGUCUGACAUUAAAGGAGCAGCAUGGAGACAUCAGCUCCAACUGCCACAGAGAAGAAGGAGUCCAAGGGUCCUGGUUUGGAUGGAAGCAGCUUUUCUGAAAUUUCAAACAAGCCCUCUCCCACUUCAAGAGGUGCCCACCAUAUCUUCCCAACAUUUCAUACACCCAUCCCAAUCAACAUGAGACACCACGAGGGGCGAUAUCAUUACGAACCCCAUCCACUGCACACCGCGCAAGGACCUCCAGGACUAACUGGGAGUCCAGUAAUCUCAGAUAUCUCCUUAAUUCGUUUAUCACCUCAUGGAUCAACUGGGCCUGGUGAGUCUCCAUUCAGCCCUCCACAUCCCUACGUGAGCCCCCACAUGGAACAUUACCUACGCUCAGUACAUGGAAGCCCCACGCUAUCUAUGAUUUCUGCAGCACGGGGACUGAGCCCCGCAGAAGUUAACCAUGAACACUUAAAAGACCGAGCCCUAUUCACUCUUCCUCCACCACCACCAGGGGCCAACCCCACAGAAUACUACCAUUUGAUGGCCAGUGCCAGCCAGCGAAAUCCAUAUGGCGACCUCUUGAUGCAGAGUGGUGCAGCAGCAGCAAUGGCAGCGGCGGCGGCUGCAGCAGCUCAUUUACCAGAUUACAUUAGUCCAGUGGAUGUUUCACGUUUCUCCAGUCCCCGGGUGACACCACGACUGAGCAGGAAGAGGGCACUAUCCAUCUCUCCACUAUCAGAUGCCAGUAUUGACCUGCAGACCAUGAUCCGUACUUCUCCCAACUCCCUGGUUGCCUACAUCAAUAACUCCCGCUCUAGUUCAGCUGCCAGCAGCUCAUAUGGGCACCUCUCAGUUGGAGGAAUCAGCCCUUCAUUCAGCUUUCCUCAUUCCAUUAACCCGGUGGCGUAUCAGCAGUUGUUAUCUCAGCAGAGGAGCCUGAAUGCCUUUGGCCACACUCCCCCUCUCAUUCAACCGCCACCGUCCUCGUUUUCUGCCCGUCAACAUUCCCUGGCCACUCCGCCUUUGUCCACCACCCAUAACAGCACCAACUCCGAAGCGAAUCAGAAUCCUAGUGGAGAUCCAGCAGUGAGCAGCACAGUCAACCAAUUAAAUUCCAAGAGAACAAAGGUUAAGAUGGAAGUCGAAGGACCUCUGCCCAUGUCACCAACCUCUCUGGACCAUAGUGGAGGGAUUCUGGACCUGAGUGAGGAUCUUGAUAAAGAUGAGUGCAAACAGGAACCUGAGACCAUAUAUGAGACCAACUGCCACUGGGAGUUUUGUACCAAGGAGUAUGAUACCCAAGACCAGCUUGUACAUCACAUCAACAAUGACCACAUCCAUGGUGAAAAGAAGGAGUUUGUGUGUCGGUGGAUGGAGUGUUCGAGGGGGCAAAAGCCCUUCAAGGCCCAGUAUAUGCUGGUCGUCCAUAUGAGGAGACACACAGGCGAGAAGCCACAUAAAUGCACUUUUGAGGGCUGCACAAAAGCUUACUCCCGACUAGAGAAUCUCAAGACCCACCUUCGGUCUCAUACUGGGGAAAAACCCUAUGUGUGUGAGCAUGAAGGUUGCAACAAGGCCUUCUCAAAUGCUUCAGACCGGGCCAAGCAUCAGAACCGCACACAUUCUAACGAGAAACCAUAUGUAUGUAAAAUUGCGGGAUGUACCAAGCGCUACACGGACCCCAGCUCACUCAGGAAGCAUGUUAAGACUGUUCAUGGACCUGAAGCUCAUAUCACCAAGAAACAGCGAAGUGAUGGUCCUCGAGGAUUUCAACCACCCAAAGACAAUGGAGAUUAUGGAUACCUUUCUAACAAUGGCACAGGCGGGGCAGAUGGGAGGCCGGAUACCAAAGGCUCCACUAGAAGCAUAGAAGACUGCCUACAAGUUAAAUCUAUCAAAACUGAGAAUUCCAUUAUGUAUCAGUCCAGUCCUGGCAGUCACUCAUCAUGUAGGAGUCAGCCAUCACCUCUCAGCAGCACCAACAACAAUGACAGUGGGGUAGAGAUGGCCAUUCACAGUGGGGGCAGCUUCGGGGACCUCAGUGUGCAGGAUGACUGCGCCAUGGUUGACUCUACUCUUCCUGCUGGGGGGCAACACGCAGGGUUUGGACUUCAGCUAAGGAAAGUAGUAGGCCAUAGUGGCACAUUUACCGUCAAAAUGGAGACUAUCAAGAAAGAAAGGUUGAAGACAGUGAGAGACUCUUGCCCAUGGGUCAGUUCCGCACCACAGCCCCUACAGGCCCAAUGCAACAACACAAAGCUGCCCCCAAUAGUUGCAGUUGGUUCCCCGCUGGAGAACUCAAAUUUAACAAGUAACCUGAACAGUUUACACAAUGGUCAGCGAUUGGGAGACCAGUCUUUGUGUGAAGUGACUCUGCUGAACCAGCUGAAUGAUCGGCGUAAUAGCACAACCAGCACGAUCAGCUCAGCGUACACCAUGAGUCGGCGUUCCUCCGGCAUCUCACCUUGCUACUCCAGCCGGCGCUCCAGUGAGGCAUCACAAUUUGGGGCCAACCGUCAUAACAAUAUCAGUUCAGCUGAUUCCUAUGACCCAAUCUCCACUGAUUUAUCCCGACGCUCCAGCGAGGCGAGCCAGUGUGGAGGUGGUGGUUUCGGAGGAGCAGGUGGAGGAAACCUCCCUAGCCUUCUUAGUCUGACUCCGGCUCAACAUUACUGUCUCAAGGCAAAAUAUGCUGCUGCCAUUGGUGGUGCACCGCCUACCCCCUUACCUAAUAUGGACAGAAUGAGUCUAAAGAUGUGCAAGGCCCUCAAUAGGCACUCUCAGGAAUGUUCAUCACACCAGUACCUCCUUCCACCCUCUGCAACUAUGCCUCGGCGAUGCAGCGAUAUUGGAUAUGAUAAUCACAGCAUGAUGCCCCAUGAAGUACCUGGUAGCCUUCCCCGCCGGGCAAGUGAUCCAGUGCGACGUCCUACCCUUGACUCUCUGGCCCUUUCGGCAGUGCAGCGCUAUAACAGUAUGAACAGCAUGAAUAGUUCAUCAGAAUAUCACCGAUCAUUGGCAAUGCAGGGUUACACUCGUUCUGAUGGCAAUCUGCAGCGCUAUCCAUUUACUCCCAGACCACCAAGCAUUUCUGAGAAUGUAGCUAUGGAGAACAUGGCAGUAGAUGGGAUGGGGACAGGGGGAGAACAGAGUCCAGAGGAUGAUAUAGUUCUUCCUGAUGACAUGGUGCAAUACCUGAGGUCCCAAAACCCUGGCACUCAAGGUCAUCACUUGGUACAAGGGAACUACCAAUUCCAUAACCAGUCUCAGGGCUACCAGACGGGCAUUGCCCCACUAGCCUCAUUUUAUUCCCAGAGAAGGGUUGCCAUGGUUGAUGCCUGCAUGAGGCAAUCUGCUCAGGGUAUUGAUCAUAGUGACUCCCAAAAGCCUUUCUCAGCAUCAUCGCACAUGAACAAGAAUAAUAUGCCAGUACAGUGGAAUGAGGUGACUUCAGGGACCGUGGAUACCAUACCAAAGCCACCCAAACAACAGCAUUCUCUCAGGGGAAACCUAGCUGUUGUUUCACAGAGGAACAAUUUUGGUUCCUUCCAGGCACAAGGUCAAAGCCUUUGCAACAACCAGCAGGCAAUACCCAUGAGUCAGCAUAUGCAUAAGCAGGGCUAUGCCAACCACAACCCCAAGAGGUUGAACAAUCCUCAUCAUCAGCAAAGACAGUACAGCAAUUUGAAAUAUAGUGACCAAAGUUUGCCGCAAGGGCUUAGCCAAGACACAAUUCCAAAUUCUAUUUCUGCAAGCAAUAAUGUGAGACCCACUCGAAAUGCUGUGAUGAUUCACGGACUGCAAAGUUACAGAGUAAGGGCACAGGCUGAUGAAUACUUUCAUAUUAACAAUGUGGUUCAUCAACAACAGCACAAUAACAUUUCAACCCUGCAUGGCAACGUACCUAAUAAUACCAGUGCAAUGCUACUGCCAAGACCUCCAGGAGAGCCCAAGCCUGGUGGCACACAGCAUUUUGGCACUGAUAUGAUGCAAUUGGACAGGAUACCCAAGUUAACUGAUGUUAGCCCUGGCCUGCAUAACGACACAUCAGAGGCAAGUCCAAAAAGACCUAAUCAGUCAGAUACCCAACAAAACAACUCUGAGUAUCCCAACUCUGAAAUGUUCUACACAGGUGCGAUUCAUUUGUUUGAACAAACUCCUGUCACCUUCAAUGCUUCAAUAUCCCCCAAUAUGAGUCAGACCAGUAACAACAUUGCAGCAAGUAACAUGGCCUCACCAGGUGUCAACCAGGUCUCUAGCAGUACCGUGGAUUCUUCCACGAGUGGAAAUGGUGGCGCAGAACACACCCAAAUAGAUUUUGAUUCCAUAUUAGAUGAUGGGGAUCACUCCAGCCUAAUGUCAGGCACCCUAAGUCCUGGACUUUUGCAGAGCCUCUCCCAGAAUUCAUCUCGUCUCACUACCCCUCGUAAUUCUGUUACACUUGCAUCGUUUCCAACAGGAAUUGGCAACAUGGCCAUUGGUGAUAUGAGCUCGAUGCUCACAGCACUGGCUGAAGAAAGUAAGUUCCUCAACAUGAUCAGUUAGGAGUAAAUAUAGCUUUAAGCCAUUCAGUCUCAAUAAGUCACACAUCAGGAAUAUAUGAACUAGGUAAAGCACUAGUGGAAUUAAAAAUGAGUGUCCAUUUUGUUUGUGUUGUUUUCCUUUACUUUGGCAGCAUAAUAUUCUUGUAUUUUUAUCAGAUUAUGUUUCAUCAAGUGUCUAGUAAAUAGAAAGGACUCAUUCACAUGUACAUACACUGUAUAUAGGGGUCCAGUGAAAACCUUGGGUCUUUGAGUACGGGCAUUUAAUUACAGUUCCAGCACCAGGAAAUAGGAAAGUUGGGUAAUAUUUUCCAAUGUUUUUAGUAUUAUAUUGUAUGGUACAUCCUACAAGUUAUGUGAUGGGUUUUUGUGAUGUGUUCUAAUACGUUAUACAUACAAUUAUUAUGUCAUAAAGUUCACCAGGAUGUCUGACAACCAAUUGUCAUAAUGACAUGUGAGGUACAGAAUCAUGGUACAAUCAUGGUAAAAUAUUUGAUACUAACAUCAGGGUCGAUAGACUCGCUUUUUGUUCAAGGUCUGAACUUUUGCGGAUGCACCUCUGGAUCAGAGGCAUGAACUCUCCAUGGUGUCAAACCCACAAGGCUAAAUGAGUGAAAUGGACAAGGGUAUGCUUUGGUCUAUCCAGGAAUUUGGAUCCUUGUUCAUCAUGGGGAAGAUUCUCUAAAAUAAUAUACAAGUCCCUCUGUGUGAUCCUAAUCGGAACCAAUUCUAGUUAACACAUUCAUAAUAUCACCCCCACCACCUUUUUUUACAACCCAUACCUCCCCUUGGGCUUUGGAUGAAUAGGAUGACAAAUUCAGAAAGGGAGAGACUUCAUGUUCAAAAUCCUGUUUUGGUGUACUCGCCCAGCAAACAAAAAUCCCAAAUUCUGUUAUGUUGUCUAAUUUCUAAGAAGCCUUUUAAAAUGUUUAUUUCCUACAACAGCCUAUACUUUUAUGCAUGUUUUAAAUUGUGUGACACUGUCUAUAAUCUUUGGACAUUUCUAAUAAACUGUCCUUUUUUC